AUGCGGAGUUUGCAAUGUCUACUGGACAUCCGAGUGAAGAUGGAUAAUCAAGACUACAGCCCGGCUGGGAUAGUCCCAGGAGACUACAGCAAACGAGUGUAUCAAGGCGUGCGAGUGAAGCAUACAGUCAAAGAUCUACUGGCAGAAAAACGAUCCAGGCAGACAAGUAACUCAAGAUUUAACAGCAGUGUCAGCAACUCCCAGUCUCCAUUUGCUCAGAUGCCAGGCUCACCGGUGACGUCAGGUUACUACGGUGUCCGGAGAUCUUUCCUCUCGGACUCGGACUUCCACAGCCCUAAACAGCUCGCAAACGACGUGUGCACCUCCAGCUCGGGGGCCAAGCCCUUCGCCUGCGAGUCCCCCGCGGCGCCCGGCCCCGCGGGGCUCCUGGACGCCUACUUCCCCGAGCCUUACGCGGACCCCCGGCCCCCAGGGCUGCCCCCCAGCGCCGGCUCUCUGCUCGGCGCCUCGGCCCUGCCACCGCUCCUGCCGCCGCCCUUCCCGGGGGACCCCUCGCACUUGGUGCUGAGGGACUCAUGGGAGCAAACAGUGCCUGAUGGUCUCAGCCAGACAGACCUCGUGCCCACCGACACCCUGCAGACCCUGCCACCCAGCACAGGUUGCCUCUCCCAGAUGGAGUCAGGGAGCACCACCCAGCACAGGAGCUCAAGCUGGGGGUGCCCCCUAGCUGGGGCUCAGUCCUACUCACUGCACAUGCUGGAGGAUCUGUACCAUGUGCCAGGGUACCCGACACCACCCCCCUAUCCCUUCACCCCUUUCAUGGCGAUGUCCAACGAGCUGCCACACAAGGCCGUGCCCCUGUCCCCAGAAGAGGGCACAGACACCUCCAGCCUUCAGGACCCUUCUUCAUGGACCAAAGAAGAUGGGAGCUUGGCGUGGGGGUCAUACGAAUGCCGCAGAGCUUACUGAGGGGUGCACCAAAGGACUUCUCCUGUGCUUUUCUUGGAGCUGA
This is a messenger RNA of Nyctereutes procyonoides (raccoon dog), 973 nucleotides long. RefSeq names its product POU class 2 homeobox associating factor 2 (gene POU2AF2). The transcript is spliced from 5 exons. Bases 1 to 930 code for a protein of 309 amino acids. Gene Ontology annotation, molecular function: POU domain binding; DNA binding. NCBI's taxonomy places the organism in Eukaryota, Metazoa, Chordata, Mammalia, Carnivora, Canidae. The record is from RefSeq and is a predicted model, not a curated record.